CGCUCCGUGCAUAAGAAUGCUGGCAAGCCGCUGAAUUUCUCAAACGUUCACGACGCUCGCUCGCAUCCCACUCAGUCGCUGGCCGGUGUCGUCCUAAACGCUCGCUACAAUGUACCAGGCCGAGUCGCGCCCCUCGUCUUUCUACCAGGCGGACCCGCAGUCCCGCACGCCCUCCAUCAGCUCGCGCGACCUCAUCAACGGCGAGUACCCUCUACAUUCCUCACCCGACGGGCGCAAGCCGCGCUCGCGCAGCCGGCCACCUCGUUUGUCGCAGGCGCAGUUCGACCAGGGCGACCCCGACGCGCCGGACGCCGCAUACGCCCCCGACGGCGACGACUUCUACCAGAGCACGCAGCAGGGCUCGCCCUACCCGCCGCCGCCGCGCUCGCUCGCCGGCCAGUCCGCGCGCGGCGCCUCGCCGACGCCGAUCCUCGACCACUCGCACCUGCAGCCGGGGAGCAAGGCCGCGCUGCUCUCGCACGAGCGCACGCUCGAGCUCUACCGCGCGAACGCGAAGAAGACGCAGGACCCGGACCUGCAGUUCGAGUUCGCGGUGUUCAUGAUCGACGCGAGCAAGACGCUGCCCGUGCCCGAGCCGACGCCGGGGAACGUGAUGGAGGUCGAGAAGGCGCUCGCGAAGCGCGAGGACCUGAUCAAGGAGGCGACGGCGCUGCUCAAGCGCCUCGCGGACCGCGGGCACCCUGCGUCGCAGUAUUUCCUCGCGGAUUGCUAUGCGAACGGGAUCGGCACGGCGAAGGGGAAGCAGGACUUUGACCGCGCGUUCCCGCUGUUCGUGCUCGCGGCCAAGCACGGGCACCCGGAUGCGGCGUACAGGGCGGGGACGUGCUGCGAGAAUGGCUGGGGGUGCAGGCGAGAGUCCGCGAAGGCGCUGCAGUUCUACCGGAAAGCCGCGGCCGCGUCGCAUCCAGGCGCGAUGUACCGGCUAGGUAUCGCGGAGCUGAAUGGGGAACUGGGCAUGUCGAAGAGGCCGAGGGAGGGAGUCAAGUGGCUAAAGCGGUCCGCGGAGCAUGCGACAGCUGAGUUCCCCCAUGCUCUUCACGAGCUGGCACUGCUGCACGAGCGGGGGGUCGAGAACGUCGUGUUCGUGGACUACGAGUACGCCGCGGAACUGUUGGCACAGGCAGCCGAGCUGGGGUAUUCCCCGAGCGCGUAUCGGUUAGGCGAGUGCUAUGAGUACGGAAAGAUGGGGUGUCCGCAGGACCCUGCAUUAUCAAUACACUACUACAAUAUCGCCGCCCAGCAAAACCAUCGCGAUGCCUGCUUUGCAUUAACGGCAUGGUACCUGGUGGGCUCUCCAGGCGUGCUGCCCCAGUCGGAUACAGAAGCCUUCUUGUGGGCGAAGAAAGCGGCAGAGGGCGGUCUGGCAAAGGCGAUGUACGCCGUCGGCUACUUUCUGGAAGUAGGCAUCGGGACGCCGCCUGAUCUUCAGGAAGCCACGAUGUGGUACAAGAAGGCGGCGGAGCUCGGCGACCGACGCGCGAUCCAGCGGCUACGGGGCGACCCCAAUACGCCCUUGCAGCACGCCGGGGGACCGGGCGCGGUCCUGCACCGAGACCGCGACGGCGACUCGAGCAGCAACUCGAAAGGCGGGAAGGACAAGGACUGCGUAAUUAUGUGAGGGGCGUCUGGUGGCCAGGUGAUAGUAGAGUACCCGUUUCACGCGUUUAUUCUGGUUUAAAGUUCGAGGCAAGGACUGUUCGCGCUGUUUACUACCCCCCACCUUUUUUUAUGACACCCAUUGGAGACUGCUCAUGAGAUGAUUGUGCUCUCUUUGUAACCCCAUAGCGAAGCUUACGGACACCAAUCUAUUAAUCGCGGCUACAUUGUACUUACUAUAUUAGAAAGUAAGAAAGUAGUGAAAUUCCCGCUACCGUAGGUAGUGGGUCUUG
Messenger RNA from Gloeophyllum trabeum ATCC 11539, 1910 nucleotides. RefSeq names its product HCP-like protein. The transcript has 3 exons. The record is from RefSeq and is a predicted model, not a curated record. Lineage: Eukaryota; Fungi; Basidiomycota; Agaricomycetes; Gloeophyllales; Gloeophyllaceae. Gene Ontology annotation, molecular function: protein binding. The coding region runs from base 110 to 1639 and encodes 509 amino acids.